GGCAGGGGAAGCAGGCUCUGUCUCCUUGUCUCCGUUUCUGCCCUUUGAAAUACAGGGGUAUUUCUUUCCUCUCUUCUGCCUGCCACUCAGUGAAGGCCCAGCUUGGGACAUUCUGCGCUUCCCCUCGCUUCCCCUCUGGGAGCCCCUUUCACCGUCCCUGCACCUUGCUUCUGGCAAUGCCCGAGAGGGAGCUGUGGCCAGAGGGGCCUGGCUCGGAACCUGUGACCCGCGUCGGCAGCUGGAACAGCAUGACGAGCACCACCUCCACCCACUCUGGAUCUAGUGACAGCAGCUACGACUUCCUGUCUGCUGAAGAGAAGGAGUGUUUGCUCUUCCUGGAGGAGACCAUUGGCUCAUUGGAUACUGAGGCUGACAGCGGACUGUCCACUGACGAGUCCGAGCAAGCCACAACUCCCCAAAGUCCCCGCGCACUGCCCAAAAUCCAGCCUGCUCCCCAGGGACAUCCAGAGGAGAUUUUCGGCCAGCAAAGACUAGACCAAAGGAGAGCAACUCAGUCCAGCUCAUCACAUUUGCCUGAACCCCAAGGCCCAAGCUUCAGAUCUGGCUCCUACAGCCUCCCCAGAAAUAUCCAUAUCGGCAGGAACCAGAGCCUCGGGAAAAGCACCACCCAGACUAAUAGCCACCUUCCAGGAAAGUCUGAGAGGCUCAUCCCAGACACUGAGAAAGAGCAGAUCAGCCAGAGCAGUGAGCCCAGCCAGGCUCCAGCCACCCUCCAGGAGGUGGCCCUUGAUUUGGACACAGCUCUCAUCCCCCCACCAGAGGCUUUCCGGGACGCCGAGCCAGAGCAGGGUGGGAAAGGUAACCUGCCUGGAGGGCCAGUGGAGAAGAACCCCUCGCCCCAGCUCCAUAUGUCAAACAGCCCCCAGAAGAGAAAGGAGACUUGUUCAGAGGCCAUGUCCCAAAAAGCCAAUGAGAAAGUCUCAGUGGGGGCACCGGGACAACCUCAGCCUCCACCUGCCAUGUCGUCUCAGAAUGUGAGAGCUGCAGAUGUUCCCACCCAAUCAGAGGGCGAGCCAAGUGCCCAGCUGGCCCCCCUCACAACGCCUAAGCCCCGGAAGCUGCCACCUAAUAUUGUUCUUAAGAGCAGCCGAAGCAGUUUCCACAGUGAUCCCCAGAACUGGCUUUCCCGCCACUCUGAGACUGCCCCUGGAGAUUCCGGCCUGGUCUCCUCUUCCCUGCAGGAACAAAGGAAAGCCCGCAAAGAAGCCCUGGAGAAGCUGGGGCUACCCCAGGACCAAGAAGAGCCCAGUCUCCACUUAAGUAAGCCCGCCAGCUCCAUUAGACUCAAGGGGACUCAAUCCCCUUCCCCAGCUCCAGCUUCUGCUCCCGCUCUGGCACAACCCACAACUCAGGCCUCAGCAGCUGUGCCUGCUGCAGGGAAGGCUUCAGCUCCUGCUCCAACCCGGGGACCUUCUCCAGUAAAAGCUCCCGCUCCGGGUCCAGCUCAGGGCUCUUCUCCAGGGAAGGUUCCAGCAGCCAAAUCCAUGCCAAUUUCCAUCUCUACGGCCUCAGGGGUAAAUAGUCGCCUGACUCAGCCAAAGGCAAACUCAGGGCUGACUCUCCAGGAAAGCAGCAUCCCUGGCCUGAGACAGAUGAACUUCAAGUCCAACACACUGGAGCGUUCAGGAGUGGGGCUGAGCAGCUACCUCUCAGCUGAGAAAGACUCCAGCCCCCACACCAGAACCUCUCUGGGGAAAGACUCCUUCUUGAACAAGAUCUCACCCAAUGUCUUGCGUAAUUCCCGGCCCCGCCCUGCCUCUUUGGGCACCGGGAAGGACUUUGCAGGAAUUCAGGUGAGCAAGUUGUCUGACCAGGAGCCGGAGCAGAGCUCCAAGCGCCUGUCUUACCAAGGACAGAGCCGUGACAAGUUGCCUCGACCCACCUGUGUCAGUGUCAAGAUUUCCCCCAAAGGUAUCUCUGAUGAGCACAGAAGGGAGGCUCUGAAGAAGCUGGGACUGUUGAAGGAGUAAAGUAGGCCCUGGCCACCAGCAUGGCCCGCACAACCUCCUCCCUGCCUCCUGACAUACAAGAAGACACUCAGGGCUCCACCUAGGAGCCUUGCCCACCUCACUACUCAAGAGCUGGGCAAGGGUAGUCUUCUUUCUGAUGCUCUGCUCUCUCAGAUGAAGGGGAAGAAGAAACUGGAGUCCAAGCCUACGCCUAUACUCAGGGUGGUUGUGCCAAUGAGUACCUGCUCAAAUCAUCCUGAAGAUGAUUUCCGUGUGUGUGUGUGUGUGUGUGUGUGUGUGUGUGUGUGUAUUAGGCUAUAUCUAUCACCAAAGCUAUUUAUAUGACACAAGGAGUCAUUGCUCAGAAUUCUGCUCAGGUUGGUUAGAGUUCAGUCUAACCAGAACUGAGUGGAGACGGAUGGCUAAGCCUGAGGAUAAAUGUCAAUUGAGACUGUGUGUGUGUCAGUGACAUUGGGCAAAUACAGCAGCACCUGAAAUGUGGGUCUCCUAGAGUUCCUACAGUGGAUGGAGACUGGCUCAUACCUUGCUGGAUCACUCUCUCAGUCUGGCUUUCUGGACAGGGGUCUGGGGACAAGAAGUGUUGGUUUGUUCUCUCUUCACCUGCUGCCUUCUUGCUGUUCCUGGCCCCAAGGAUAGGACACAUUCCUGUAACUAGAAACUCUUGGUUGACUGAGCCACAGAGCUCCUGUUGGUCUGAGAAGACAGGAUAAGCAGCCAAACAGCACACCUCCAUUGGGGAGGGUCCUUGUCCAUGGACUUGACAAAUUCAGUAACAAACUGUAUGAAA
This is a messenger RNA of Pteronotus mesoamericanus, 2778 nucleotides long. It is a transcript of the gene CUNH1orf116, whose product is annotated as chromosome unknown C1orf116 homolog. The transcript is spliced from 4 exons. The coding region runs from base 177 to 1991 and encodes 604 amino acids. NCBI's taxonomy places the organism in Eukaryota, Metazoa, Chordata, Mammalia, Chiroptera, Mormoopidae. Gene Ontology annotation, cellular component: cytoplasm. The record is from RefSeq and is a predicted model, not a curated record.